Messenger RNA from Rattus rattus (black rat), 854 nucleotides. RefSeq names its product MyoD family inhibitor domain containing 2 (gene Mdfic2). Lineage: Eukaryota; Metazoa; Chordata; Mammalia; Rodentia; Muridae. The transcript has 5 exons. The record is from RefSeq and is a predicted model, not a curated record. Bases 1 to 609 code for a protein of 202 amino acids.
AUGUCAGAAACUGAGUUGGAAAAGAUAAAAGUAAGAACAGCCGAGCAUUUUGAAAAUGACAAAAAUAACAUUCCUUGGUUAAAAGAAGGUAAGUCGUCUUCUGGACUUUGUCCUCUGGGUGAGCCAGAUACGCAACUCACCAAUGAAAAGCAUGCCGACGAGAAACCUAUUAAUGCUAUCGUUAUAAAUUCAGUAUCCGAAUUCAAUAUCACAGAUGGACCAGCCCAGGAAACCCCCAACGAGAAAAACCUGUCAGGAUCGAGCACUUCACUCUCUUCCCUCGAAGAAUGCCAAACGAAAUUUCCCUACCUCCAAACUAAUACUUCAGUUCAUCAGAGAGACCCUGACGAGGAGUGUGCCUCCCUAAUCCUUGCCUGUCUCUUCUGUCAAUUCUUGGACUGCCUCUUCAUGCUCCCUGACACGUGUGAGACGGUGUGCAUCAACCUGUGCUGUCCCUCACACAGGUACUACUCUGCCUCAGAUGAGAACCAUCCACGCAAUGACUGCAACUUGACCUGCGACGUGGACUGCAGCCUCUUUGAAUCUUGCCAUGAGACCAGUGAAUGCUUGGAGCUGGCCAUGGAGAUAUCAGAAAUCUGUUACCGCUAGCACAAGAAGGAAUGAGCACGUGGCCGGUCCUUUUGGCUACAAGUGGGGGAAUUCUAUUACAUUGCAUCUGAAAUAAGAGCUCUGUGUGCCCAAAUGCAAGGACCAUACAUGUUUCAUGGAGGCUCUAGGCCAUUUUUAUGCUGCACCUGCCUGGGAAAGCUACUACUGUCAAUUUGUUCCAACUUUCACAGUCGCAUGGCUCGCUGCAAAAUAAUUCUUGAUGUGUGAUGAACAAAUCUCGAAUA